This is a messenger RNA of Prosopis cineraria, 1466 nucleotides long. Its product is annotated as flavonol synthase/flavanone 3-hydroxylase-like. Lineage: Eukaryota; Viridiplantae; Streptophyta; Magnoliopsida; Fabales; Fabaceae. The transcript is spliced from 3 exons. The record is from RefSeq and is a predicted model, not a curated record. The coding region runs from base 179 to 1174 and encodes 331 amino acids.
ACAAUCCCUCCGUAUCUGCUGGUCCUGAGUUUGAUCAUUAGGUGGAAUAAGCGAAGGCAAAGAAGCUGUGCUGCGAUAUAAAAUAAUGCGUGCUCCACUAUGCAUCUCCAUCGAUCUCAUCCAUAUAUGUUCAUUAAUUACUCGAUAAUCAGUUAAACAUUCAAUAACAUACAUAUUCAUGGAGGUUGAAAGAGUUCAGUGCUUGGCCUCCGGCCUGUUGAAGGAGCUUCCUGCUCAGUUCAUCCGCCCCGCCGAUGAACGGCCGGAGAAUACCAAAGCCGUUGAGGGCGUCACGGUGCCGGUUAUCUCCUUGUCCCUCCCUCAUGACCUCUUAGUCAAGCAGAUCGCCGACGCAGCCUCCGAGUGGGGAUUCUUCCUCGUCACCGAUCACGGAAUACCGCAGACUUUGAUCGGCCGGUUACAGGAAGUCGGCCAGCAGUUCUUCGCUCUUCCCCAGAAAGAGAAAGAGUCAUACGCUAAUGACCCCUCCACCGGCAGCUUCGAAGGGUACGGCACCAAGAUGACGAAGAAUCUGGAGGAGAAGGUUGAGUGGAUUGACUAUUACUUCCACAUGAUGGCUCCUCCUUCCAAGGUCAACUAUGAUAUGUGGCCCAAGAACCCUGCUUCUUACAGGGAAGUGACGGAAGAGUACAACAAAGAAUUGCUGGGUUUAACAGACAAGUUGCUGGAGAUUCUGUCAGAAGGGCUAGGGUUGGAGAAAAAGACGUUGAAAAGCAGCUUGGGAAACGAAAAGAUUGAAAUGGAAAUGAAAAUAAACAUGUAUCCGCCAUGUCCGCAACCAGAGCUUGCUUUAGGUGUUGAGCCUCACACCGACAUGUCAGCCCUCACUCUGCUCGUCCCCAACGACGUUCCCGGCCUUCAGGUUUGGAACAAACACCACUGGGUCGCCGUCGAUUACCUGGAAAACGCCCUCUUCGUCCAUGUCGGUGAUCAGCUCGAGGUGCUGAGCAAUGGCAAGUACAAGAGUGUUCUGCACAGAAGCUUGGUGAACAAGGAAAGGAUGAGGAUGUCGUGGGCGGUGUUCGUGGCGCCGCCGCAUGAGGCGGUGAUCGGACCUCUUCCGGCACUGGUGAACCAAGAAAACCCACCCAAAUUUUCGACGAAAACUUUUGCAGAGUAUCGACACCGAAAAUUCAAUAAGCUUCCUCAAUGAGAAUCCCAGAGUUCACUCAGUACAACUAGAGUUCUGGCACGGCACGGCACUUUAAUUACUUGCUUCAUUUUAAUUUCUCCCUACAUCUUCUCUCCUACUUUGCUUAUAAAAUGAAGCCCUUUAUUUUUGGCAAAUCUGUGAGGAGACGUAGACAACUCCUGUUUGUGUUUAUUGCCAAGCUACGUGUUAAUUUUUUUUUUUCUUUUUCAGUUUUCUAUGUAAUCCUUGAAAUAUUCAUUUCUCAUUUUCGACGUUCCUUUAUUAUCAAUAAAUGAUAUUAUAAUAUUUAUAA